CGGAAGUAGACGUCGCACCGUGGGUGCAGCUGUGACUACAGAGCGUCCAAGUGGAAUGUACACGAGCGUGAAGUUUCCUAAAGAACUAAAAUUCUGAAAAAAAAAAAAACUUUUCCAUUUUUUGGGUGUAUCUCUACAACUGAAAAGCGCCAUGGCUGCCUCGAGUCUGAUCCAGGACGAUGACGACGAUGGCAUCCACCCCCACGUGGAAGUCAGCGUCACAACCGUCAGCCCUUCCCCGCCCGCUCCGGACGACGUGGUCCCGGUCCGCCCCGUGACCCCGCCUCCAGCCGACACCCCCAAGCGUGGCAAAAUGGGCAGCCUCCUUCAGCAGAACCAGCUGAUCCAGACCCUGAGCAGCGGCCUGAAGCGUCACUGCGACUACGUGAAGAUCUCUGUGCCCGAGGAACGCGGCGACCGUCUCCCCAAGGAGUGGUGGAAAACGGGCGUUGCUUUCCUCUACGCCGUCUUCAACCUGGUCUUCACCACGGUGGUCAUCACCAUCGUGCAUGAGAGGGUGCCCGACAAGUCGGUGAGCCCGCCGCUGCCCGAUAAGUUCUUCGACUACGUGGGCCGGGUUCCUUGGGCCUUCACCGUCACCGAGGUCAACGGGCUGAUCCUGUCGGGACUCUGGCUGGUUCAGUGGCUGCUCCUCAAGCACAAAGCCAUUGUGGGGCGCCGCUGCUUCUUCCUCAUCGGAACGCUCUACAUGUACCGCUGCAUUACCAUGUACAUCACCACCUUACCUGUUCCUGGUAGACACAUGGUUUGCGCGCCCAAGCUGUACGACGACUCGGCGGGAAAGAUCAGGAGGAUCGUUCGGCUAAUCUCUGGAGGAGGUUUGUCUCUGACCGGCUCCCACAUGAUGUGCGGCGACUUCCUGUACAGCGGCCACACGGUUAUGCUAACCCUGUCCUACCUCUUCAUCAAAGAGUAUUCUCCUCGCUGGAUGUGCUGGUACCAGUGGAUCUGCUGGCUACUCAGCGCCUCGGGGGUGAUCUGCAUCCUGGUGGCGCACGAGCACUACAGCAUUGAUGUCCUAGUAGGGUACUUUGUAACCACAAGGCUCUUCUGGUGGUACCACACCAUGGCCAACACGCACGCUCUUCGUCGGGUGCCCAACAACUUCUUAUCUCGAACCUGGUGGAACCCCGUCUUCAACUUCCUUGAGAGGAACGUCCAGACCAACGUCCCCGUCGUCUUCUCGUGGCCGCUGCCGCUACCGUCAUCGUGCCGGCAACGGUACCGGAUCGUGGAGGGAGGAAGGGACGACUGACGAAAGCGCUUACAGACGGUUAGCGUGUCGCGCUAACCGCACAGAUGAGUCAGGUUUUGUGGGACUUACUUGAAAGUACAAAAAGGUCACUGUGAAGUUUGUGAACCAUGUACAUAAUAUUUGUUGUUCACUUGUAAAUAACUAUAUCACGAGUAGAAGAGUAGUUAGAAGAAUAGAAAGGUUGUUGAUGUCGUUCCUUACUUUGAGUGUCAUAAGUGGCAAAAUGCAAACGUUACUGAAUGGUCAAUUUUUAAUGAAACGGUUCGUCUGUCAUUGUUAAUAGUAACCAAUGAGUAAAAGUAUGACAACGUGAAAACCAAAGGUUUAUUUGUUCCUAGUUGCAUGAUAAUUUGGAAAAUAAUGUAAAGGUUCUGUCUGCUAGCAAAAAGUAUGGAAUCACCAGUCU
Corythoichthys intestinalis (scribbled pipefish) is the source of this 1682-nucleotide messenger RNA. RefSeq names its product phosphatidylcholine:ceramide cholinephosphotransferase 2-like. Bases 152 to 1276 code for a protein of 374 amino acids. Gene Ontology annotation, biological process: ceramide biosynthetic process; sphingomyelin biosynthetic process. Lineage: Eukaryota; Metazoa; Chordata; Actinopteri; Syngnathiformes; Syngnathidae. The transcript has 7 exons. Gene Ontology annotation, cellular component: Golgi membrane; endoplasmic reticulum membrane; plasma membrane. The record is from RefSeq and is a predicted model, not a curated record. Gene Ontology annotation, molecular function: ceramide cholinephosphotransferase activity; sphingomyelin synthase activity.